AUGGGUGGUGGAGAGAGGUAUAACAUUCCAGCCCCUCAAUCUAGAAAUGUUAGUAAAAACCAACAACUUAAUAGACAGAAGACCAAGGAUCAAAAUUCCCAGAUGAAGAUGGUUCAUAAGAAAAAAGAAAGAGGACAUACUUAUAACACACCAGCAGCUGCAUGGCAGGCCAUGCAAAAUGGGGGGAAGAACAAAAACUUUCCAAAUAAUCAAAAUUGGAAUUCCAGCUUAUCGAGUCCCAGCUUGCUUUUUAAGCCUCAAACUAAUCAGAACUAUGCUGGAGCCAAAUUUAGUGAGCCGCCAUCACCGAGUGUGCUUCCUAAACCACCAAGCCACUGGGUUCCUGAUUCCUUUAAUCCUUCUGAUAAGGAAAUAAUGACAUUUCAACUUAAAACCUUACUUAAGGUACAGGUAUAA
This is a messenger RNA of Pipistrellus nathusii (Nathusius's pipistrelle), 417 nucleotides long. The record is from the annotation of a GenBank genome assembly. Lineage: Eukaryota; Metazoa; Chordata; Mammalia; Chiroptera; Vespertilionidae.